Rangifer tarandus platyrhynchus (Svalbard reindeer) is the source of this 357-nucleotide messenger RNA. NCBI's taxonomy places the organism in Eukaryota, Metazoa, Chordata, Mammalia, Artiodactyla, Cervidae. The record is from the annotation of a GenBank genome assembly.
AUGGAGGGUCCUACCUACUCGGGUUUGGGAGUUAUUUGUCCAAAUGCCUGCCAGCCCCCAUCCAGGUUGGACAACGUGUUUUUCACAGGGCGUUUACAGCCAGAGCGGCUAGGUGGGAAAAUGACUCAGCAGAAUUCACCGGCAAACCUGAUUUUAAUGGUUAUGUGUUUCUGUUUAUUAUACUUGUGUAUUCUACGUAUUCUGUUUACCAUUACCAUCCUCAUGCUGUGUGAUCCUGGCUCUCCUUUUAUGGUACAGAGGAUUAUGGUCUUGAUAAAAAUAAAUAAAUCAGAGGCAAUAGCAAAUAGUAGUGUAGGUGCAGGCUAUUCAGGAGAGCCAUCACAGAGGUGGCCUUAA